AUGUCGACUGGAUCCUCUGCAGGCACGAGCGUCGGCCAGAAGGUCAAAGGCGCGUUCCAGACUGUACACGGCAUCGGCGAGAGCAUCCGCGGAAACGCGAUGGACUUUGUCGAUUCGGCGACGGGCACGACCCAACGCGGGCACGCUGCGACGGAGCGCGGCGAGUUUGAGACGCAGAAGGGCAUGGCGAACAUGGAGGGGCGCGCGCAGCCCGUCGGUACCGCGCCCGGCGGCGGCGUGGGCGUCGGCACGGGCCCCGUAGACGCUUCGACCGGGACGAACGCCGCCGCAGGUACUGGAGCUGGGACGGGCCUCGGAGCCGGAACGAACAUUGCUGCUGGCACCGGAGCUGGGACAGGUCUUGGUGCUGGAACGGACACUGCUGCCGGCACCGGUGCUGGAACAGGCCUUGGUGCUGGAACGAACACUGCUGCCGGCACCGGUGCUGGGACAGGCCUCGGUGCUGGAACGAACACUUCCGCCGGCACCGGAACUGGACCAGGCUUUGGUGCCGGAGCGAACACUGGUGCCAACACUGGGGCUGGGGUUGGAGCAGGACCAGGCGUUGGAGCUACGAACGCAGGAAGCGCUGCGCGUGGUGCGGGGCUCGAGACACAGGGCGGUGUUGUCCCGCCAGGGUCCAGCACCGGCUACUAA
This is a messenger RNA of Phanerochaete carnosa HHB-10118-sp, 657 nucleotides long. RefSeq lists its product as uncharacterized. The transcript has 3 exons. The record is from RefSeq and is a predicted model, not a curated record. Bases 1 to 657 code for a protein of 218 amino acids. Lineage: Eukaryota; Fungi; Basidiomycota; Agaricomycetes; Polyporales; Phanerochaetaceae.